Messenger RNA from Penicillium pulvis, 1362 nucleotides. RefSeq lists its product as uncharacterized. Lineage: Eukaryota; Fungi; Ascomycota; Eurotiomycetes; Eurotiales; Aspergillaceae. The record is from RefSeq and is a predicted model, not a curated record. The coding region runs from base 1 to 1362 and encodes 453 amino acids. The transcript is spliced from 11 exons. Gene Ontology annotation, cellular component: oxoglutarate dehydrogenase complex. Gene Ontology annotation, biological process: tricarboxylic acid cycle. Gene Ontology annotation, molecular function: dihydrolipoyllysine-residue succinyltransferase activity.
AUGGCUGCUCGACUUCCUCUUGCGCGCCUUUCGGCUCAGCGCUUAACAACUUUGACCCGGGUCACUCGCGGUCCCAGCCGGCUUAGCGGUGCUCAGAGCUUGUCCACUCUGACCCGAUCCAAUGCUACCCCUAGAGCUGCUGGUCUGCUGCAGGCUUCCUCAGGGAUCAUUGUCUCGCGCAACCUUGCUCCCUUCGUGGGCUCCCAGAUCCGCACCUAUGCCGACAAGAUCGUCCAGGUUCCCCAGAUGGCCGAAUCUAUCACAGAGGGUACACUGAAGCAAUUUUCGAAACAGAUUGGCGACUUCGUGGAACGUGAUGAGGAGAUUGCCACUAUUGAGACCGACAAGAUCGAUGUCUCGGUGAAUGCUCCGGAAUCCGGUACUAUCAAGGAGUUCCUUGUGAGCGAAGAGGAUACCGUCACCGUUGGACAGGACUUGAUCAAGCUGGAGCUGGGCGACGCCCCUGCCGGUGGCAAGAAGGAGGCCGCUCCCGAAAAGGCCUCGGAGCCCGCUGCCGAGAAGCCCAAGGAAUCUGCCCCGGAGCCUGCGCAGCCCAAGGAGAAGGAGACCCAGACUCAGGCCUCCAAGCCUGCUGCCCCAGAGAAGCCUAAGGAGACCCCCAAGGCUGAGACUUCCAAACCUGCUCUGGGCAACCGUGAGGAGCGUCGGGUCAAGAUGAACCGUAUGCGUCUCCGUAUCGCUGAGCGCCUGAAGCAGUCUCAGAACACUGCCGCUUCUCUCACCACCUUCAACGAGGUUGAUAUGUCCUCGCUGAUGGAGCUCCGCAAGCUCUACAAGGACGACGUUCUCAAGAAGACCGGUGUGAAGCUGGGUUUCAUGAGCGCUUUCUCCCGCGCCUGUGUCCUAGCCAUGAAGGAUAUUCCUGCCGUCAAUGCCUCCAUUGAGGGCCCUAAUGGCGGUGACACCAUUGUCUACCGUGAUUACGUCGACAUCAGUGUGGCUGUUGCUACCGAGAAGGGUCUGGUUACCCCCGUUGUCCGCAACACUGAGACCAUGGAUCUUGUUGGCAUUGAGCAGUCUAUCGCCGAUCUGGGCAAGAAGGCUCGUGACAACAAGCUGACCAUUGAGGAUAUGGCCGGCGGUACCUUCACCAUCAGCAAUGGUGGUGUCUUCGGUUCCCUAAUGGGUACCCCCAUCAUCAACUUGCCUCAGACUGCCGUGCUGGGUCUCCAUGCCAUCAAGGACAAGCCCGUCGUCGUGAACGGCAAGAUCGAAAUCCGCCCGAUGAUGUACCUGGCUCUCACCUACGACCACCGUCUUUUGGAUGGUCGCGAGGCCGUCACCUUCCUCGUCAAGGUCAAGGAGUACAUCGAGGACCCGCGGCGCAUGCUGCUCGGGUAA